This is a messenger RNA of Dendroctonus ponderosae (mountain pine beetle), 1377 nucleotides long. It is a transcript of the gene cn, whose product is annotated as kynurenine 3-monooxygenase. Lineage: Eukaryota; Metazoa; Arthropoda; Insecta; Coleoptera; Curculionidae. The transcript is spliced from 9 exons. Gene Ontology annotation, molecular function: FAD binding; NAD(P)H oxidase H2O2-forming activity; kynurenine 3-monooxygenase activity. Gene Ontology annotation, biological process: NAD+ metabolic process; L-tryptophan catabolic process; quinolinate biosynthetic process. Gene Ontology annotation, cellular component: mitochondrial outer membrane. The record is from RefSeq and is a predicted model, not a curated record. Bases 31 to 1374 code for a protein of 447 amino acids.
UCUCACACUGAGUGGUUUACCUUUUAUAAAAUGCAUGGGAAAAACGCGGAUAAAGCAAGUGUAAUUGUGAUCGGAGGCGGCCUGGUCGGUUCUUUAUGUGCAUGUUUGAUGGCCCAAAGAGGAUACAGGGUGACGCUAUACGAAAAACGAGAAGACAUUCGACGAACUAGAGCCAAUCAGGGCCGAUCGAUAAACUUGGCUCUAUCACAUCGGGGGCGAAAAGCCCUGCGACUUAUCGGGAUAGAGGCGAAUAUACUGAAAAAUGCCAUUCCCAUGUCCGCCAGGUUUUUACACAACGAAUUCGGAUCGCGCACAAUUAUGCCAUACGAUCCCACUUCAAAGCAGUGCAUCUAUUCGGUAGGCAGAAAUGCAUUAAAUUGCGCAUUAUUGACAGAGGCAGAAAGUCGCUUUAAUGUUGAUGUGAAAUUCAAUCAGAAACUAGUUGGUGUCGACUUCGGAAAGGGCGCAGUCACUGUGCAAUGCACUGUAACGAACACAACACUAACAGUAAGUGCCGAUUUCAUAAUGGGAGCAGAUGGGGCGUUUUCCACUUUGAGGCUCUUCCUGCAGAAAUGCCCCCUGUUUGAUUUUUCGCAGUACUUUAUCGACCACGGAUACCUCGAAUUGAGUGUGCCGGCUGAAAGAGGUGAUGGAUUGGUCAACAACCACCUGCACAUAUGGCCUAGAGGUGAAUUUAUGAUGAUUGCCCUACCAAACCAAGACCACUCUUGGACUGUAACGCUUUUCAUGCCGUUCAAGCAGUUCGCUGCGAUUAACAGCCCGGAAAAACUGCUGCGGUUCUUCCGCAGCCGAUUUCCCGACGCUCUGCCCUUAAUAGGGGCACGUGAACUUGAGGAAGUUUACUUUGGAAAUGCGCCUGCAUCUCUGGUGUCCAUCAAAUGUGGCCGAUUUCAUAUCGGCGAUAAAUUCCUGAUUAUUGGCGAUGCUGCCCAUGCAAUGGUGCCUUUCUUUGGCCAAGGGAUGAACGCUGGCUUUGAGGAUUGCACUCUACUCGACGAACUCCUCAAUCACACUAAGGGCAAUCUAGCUGAAACCGCGCGGCUAUUUUCGGAAAUGAGGCUUCCAGACGCACAUGCAAUUUGCGAUCUUGCCAUGUACAACUACAAGGAAAUGAGAGAUUUGGUCACCAAACGUUCAUUCAAGUUGAGGAAACACUUGGAUAAAUACUUGUCCAAACUGAUGCCGCACAUUUGGAUUCCCCUGUACAUAUCGGUCAGUUUCACUCAUAUGAAGUACCGAGAGUGCCUGAAGAAUAAACAGUGGCAGGACAAAGUGCUCUUCGUGUUAUUGCUUUCAACGGCCGGCCUAAUGAUGUUGAUGUGUUUAGCGUUUGCAAUUACAUUUAAUCACUAAAUG